UUAUGGUGAUCAAAUUUGGAAGAAGUCAACAAUAUGAAAUGUCAUACUAAAAUAUGUUCAGUUAUUUUUUGAUGAAUAGGAUCUUCCUAUGUUUCAGAAUUGCGCAAAUAUUUUCGCGGGCCUGACUGCAUAUUGUGGCGGGCCGGACUUUGCCGACCGCUACCGACCGCUUUAUUGGUUUAAUUUUUACACGAUCAUCGUUCAUAUCGAUUUUUCCUUUCCGUCGACCCUUACAAAUCUGACCCCCCCCCCCCCCUUCCAUGACUUCGUCCAGUCCACAAUUUUGACUGUGGCCCCAAAAGUUAGCCGGGGCACGAGUUCUUAGUUUUUGCGUGAUAACACAGACACAGGCCAAAUUAAAAGCGCACACAUCGACGUCGGAAUCGAUUCUCGAAUGAAACCUCAACAGAUAAAAAGAGCGUGGUUGGUGUCAGCCAAUUUUUCUUGCUAAUUUUUCUUGAGGCAGCUGUUGUAACGGAUUAUCGCUUUAGCCAGCGGUCUAAAGGCCGGGCUACAUUGAUCGUACUCGCAAGCGUAAUUUUUAUAUUCACUAGCGCAUCUGGCGGCGACCAGCGCAAGCUAGAUGUGGGUAUAAUUUAAGUGCCAAAAUUAUUCAUGCUUGGUGUCUCAUCAAUUUUCGACCAGGCUGUCUGUAUGCCGUUUGACAUGUUGAUCAAAAUCAAUAAAUUGCUACAGGUCAGGACGCCGAGUACUGCGGGGCAAAUCGUCAUUUGACAGUUGGGUGCCUAAGCUUCAUACAAAGCGCACGACAACAUUCCUUCCCAUCUGCCAAACUCCAUCCAUCAUGGCUUCCACAGCCAAAUCUUCCACAUAUAAUUGUAGUCAAUGUUAUCACCUUGAUCGUAGCAGUGUGCAUUGUUUAUUGUUUGAAUCGUUUGCCGGCCGGUGUUUAGUAGAAGUGAAAAUGUUGGUGGUUCUCGAUUUUUUGGAAAAAUGAGCGAGCCAGAGCUUGAAAAUGACAACAACGAAGUCCGGGAUCGUUCCCGAUCUCGUUCCCGUAGUCCGCAUGCACGUCGUUUGUGGGUUCAAGACUUAUUCCUGAACCGAAACGAAACCGGCAACCGGCUACUGACCGACAUCACGACAUCGGGUAUAUACGAGACGAUGAACCGAUUUUUAAGGAUGAAGAAGGAAGAUUUCUUCCAUUUACUGUCCCUUGUUGGUCCAAAAAUUGCGAAAAUGGACACAGAUUUCCGCAAAGCAAUCACGGAACAGGAAAGGCUGCUGAUAACAUUGCGUUAUCUUGCGACUGGAGAGACAUUUACCAGCCUCCAAUACGUGUUCCGGGUGUCGAGGCAUUCUAUCAGCAGAAUAGUUAAAGAGACGUGCGCAUGUCUUAUCGAGGCUUUGCGGGAUUAUGUCAAGCUACCCUCUACCGAAGAAGAAUGGCUUGCAAUCUCAAGACGAUUUGAGCAGCGCUGGAGAUUUCCUCACGCAAUAGGUGCAAUCGAUGGGAAGCACGUUGAAAUUAUUUGCCCUCGUAAUAGCGGAUCCGAAUAUCACAACUAUCAAAAAUUUUUUAGUAUUGUAUUAAUGGUUGUGGUCGAUGCUGAUUAUAACUUUUUAUGGGCAGAUGCUGGUGGUAAGGGAGGAAUAUCGGACGGUGGAAUAUUUAAAAACACACGGCUGUAUCACAAGCUAGAAAACGACCAACUAAACAUUCCACCAGCAACGCCAUUGCAGGUCCCGUACCAAACCCCAGUCCCAUACUUUAUUCUCGGUGACAAGGCAUUUGCCUUUACCAAUUACUGCUUAAGACCGUACAGCGGGGUGCAUCCUCCUGAUUCAAUGGAGCGUACAUUCAACAAAAUGCACUCUACUUGUCGUAUGCCAGUUGAAAAUUCGCUUGGAAUAUUAGCGAAUCGAUGGAGAGUGCUCAAAGGCAUACAACUGCAGCCGGAUGUUGCCAAAAACAUUGUUUUGACAACAGUUUACUUGCACAAUUUUUUGCGCAAGCAUGCUUCGCGGGACACAUACACACCCCCGUCUGCAUUUGAUAGGGUUGUUCGCGGGCGACGAGUCGAUGGAGAUUGGAGAAGUGAAGGGGGCUUGACCGAUCUCCAAAACAUUGCUUCCCGACCUUCAGAAAAUCUUGCUGACAUAAGGAACCACAUUGCAAACCAUUUAAAACAUAAUCGUUCUACGUAAAUCCAUCCAACCAAUACCAUGGAUAUUAAAAUUAAUAAUAAAUUAUGAAAUCGCAAACACAA
This is a messenger RNA of Anopheles coluzzii, 2231 nucleotides long. RefSeq lists its product as uncharacterized. NCBI's taxonomy places the organism in Eukaryota, Metazoa, Arthropoda, Insecta, Diptera, Culicidae. The record is from RefSeq and is a predicted model, not a curated record. Bases 955 to 2169 code for a protein of 404 amino acids. The transcript is spliced from 3 exons.